AUGGUGGAGGACGGCGGCGAGGAGGAGGCGGAGGGGGAGAGCGGGGAGGUGCCGGCGGCGCCGCAGCAGCAGCAGCGCUGCAAUGGCUUCCUGCCCGGCAAGGAGGCGGCGGGCGGCGGGCAGCGGGCGGCCCCGGAGGCCGAGGAGAUGCUGGCGGCGGGCGGCGAGCGGCGGGAGGCGCGGCUGGAGACGCGGCUGUCGCGGCGGCGGCUGGCGGUGCUGGCCGUGUUCAGCUGCUACUCGCUGGUGAACGCCUUCCAGUGGAUCCAGUACAGCAUCCUCAGCAACGUCUUCGCCGGCUUCUACGGCGUGUCCUUCACGCAGAUCGACUGGCUGUCCAUGGUGUACAUGGUGGCCUACGUGCCGCUGAUCCUGCCGGCCACUUGGCUGCUGGACGCCCGCGGGCUGCGGCUCACGGCGCUGCUGGGCGCGGGGCUCAACGCGCUGGGCGCCUGGCUCAAGUGCGGCAGCCUGGCCCCGCAGCGCUACCCGCUCACGCUGGCCGCGCAGGCCGUGUGCGCCGUGGCACAGGUCUUCAUCCUGGGGCUGCCCUCCCGCAUCGCCUCCGUCUGGUUCGGCCCCACCGAGGUCUCCACCGCCUGCGCCGUGGCCGUGCUGGGCAACCAGCUUGGUACUGCAAUUGGCUUCUUGCUGCCACCUGUUUUGGUCCCAAAUACACCGAAUGACAUUGAUCUUAUGGCACACAACAUCAGCAUCAUGUUCUAUGGAACAGCGAUAGUGUCCACACUUCUCUUCUUCUUAGCAGGAGUUGUGUUUGAAGAAAAGCCCAAAUACCCUCCCAGUCACUCUCAAGCAGUCCUGCAAACGAAACCUCCUGAGGAUUACUCCUACAAGCAGUCCAUUAUCAACUUGUUCAGAAAUAUUCCAUUUAUACUUUUGCUAAUCAGUUAUGGUAUUAUGACUGGGGCAUUUUACUCUGUCUCCACACUAUUAAACCAGAUGAUAGUAACUCACUACGAGGGAGAAGAAGUGAACGCUGGGAGAAUUGGCUUGACACUGGUGGUGGCAGGAAUGGUGGGUUCGAUUAUUUGUGGUUUGUGGCUGGAUUACACUAAAACAUACAAGCAAACUACUUUGAUUGUUUACAUUCUCUCUUUCAUUGGGUUGCUGGUAUUUACCUUCACCCUGGACCUCGGAUACCUUAUAGUGGUGUUUGUGACUGGAGGAGUGCUUGGGUUCUUCAUGACUGGCUAUCUUCCACUGGGGUUUGAAUUUGCUGUGGAAAUUACAUAUCCAGAGUCUGAAGGCACUUCCUCAGGUCUCCUCAAUGCAUCAGCACAGAUAUUUGGAAUUAUCUUUACACUUGUUCAAGGAAAGCUCACAACAGACUACAGUCCUCGUGCAGGAAACAUCUUUCUUUGUGCUUGGAUUUUUGUGGGCAUUAUUUUAACAGCCUUAAUAAAAUCAGAUUUGCGAAGACACAAUGUGAAUUCAGGGAUUAUGAACUUGGACGUUAAAGCUGUACCAGUUGACAGUCCUGUAGAACCUGAAAGCACUACGUUGAAGAUUCAGUCAGCUUUAUGAAGCUGAAGGAAGGGGACUCAGAAAUGCACAAGUUUGGUUAGAUAUGAAGUGAUGUGAGCUAGUGUAAUCACUGGAUUUGUGUGUAUGAGUAGUGACAUGUGUUUGUUGAUAUUGGUGGUAGUUGUGUACUGGAAGCUAUGAAGAUGCUCAGUUCAUUUUGCUCAAGAUGCAAAGAAUACACCCUUGUAUGGACUAUUUAUUUUAACAUUUUCAAGUCUUGCAGUUUGAUUAGUAAAGAACUGUGUGAACACUCUCCACAGUAGGGAGAUGUGCAUUCAGGAUGCAUACUUGAAAAAAAUCAGGAGUCUUGAAGUACAGUUGUCAUGAUCAAAAGUAUCUAAUCAUCUUUUAUUGUUCAAUCUUGCUGGUGCAUUUGAAAAGUCAAAGAGUAGGGAAAUGCACAACAGGAGGAUGUUCAUAAGUUCAUUUUUUUAUUUUAAAUGUAUCUGUAUUUGAAUAUAAGCCAAUGAUUCCUUCUGGGAAAGUGAUAGCACAAUACUGAAAACGAGAGAUGACGUGUGUGUUUCAUACUGGCAUCUGACAUUUCUUUUGCCUUGAAACUUCUUUAUAGGUAUCAAAAGGCAGAUAGGAGAAAACACUGUUUUUGCUAUAGCUUCAUUGUAGCAUUUCUGGGGAGAUUCAAGAAGUUUCUCACUAGAUAAGUUGGAGACAAAACAUUUCUUAUUAAAUACAGUACAAAGGAGGACAAAGGCCUUUGAUAUCUCUGCUAUGAAAUAUUUAUAAGCAAUGGAACACUACCACACAAGUUUCCUCCACGGAAUAUUUUGAGUGCUUUCUCAUUUAAAGAGAGAGGAGUACGUGUUUACAAAGAGCCAGUGCCUUUACUUUGUAAAGAAGAUCCCUGCCUCAUCUUGAGUUUAAUCAGUGCUGCUGAAGAAAUUCCAUUUUGUCUGUUAAACCUCUGAAUAUUUGUGGAGUAUCAGAAAAUGUGUUCUGUCCUUUUUAUGAAUUGUAUCACUUGUCUCAUGUGAAAUUCUUGUGCUUGUGUAACUUAAAUCAUGUCUUUUACAGUUAGUUAAAAGCUGUAAGGAUGACUGAAAAGAAAAUAGUGGUAUUUUCACUAUUUCUGAUCAAAUAUUUUCUUUUAUACCAUUUUAGCUGCAAAAUGAGCAGACAUUAUUAACAGUAACUUUUUGUUACUUCAUUUUUCUGUAUUUGGGAUGGGGGUUUUUUAGUUCAGUGUUUUUGAAAAUUUUCUCCUUUACCUUGUGCUCUAUCUACACACCCACAGAACUGAUAGCACUACAAUAAUAUUAUUGCUGGGAAAGUCAGACCUGGGCCAGUGGACUUGUUGGAAACAUUUCAUUUUUAGCUCAGCACAGUGAGCCUGUAAGUUCAGUGGCAUCAGUGCUGCUGUGUCUCUGAGUUCCCACAGAUGCAGUGCCAUCCAGAAGGUGCAAUCCUGCUCCAAGUUUUCCACAGGUUGUUACAGCUGGGGAUGGGAAAUUAUUUGACUCUGUGCUGGGCUAGUUGAUUUUCUUCACAGUGGCUGGCAGGGGGCUGUGUUUUGGAUUUGUGCUGAACACAGGGCUGAUAAUACAGACAUGUUUUAUCCUUGCUGAGCAGGGCUUACACAGAGCCAAGACCUUUUCUGCUUUUAAAAUGUCAGAAAAGGUGAGGAAGUUGGGAGUGCCUGGGAUGUUGGGAGGAGACACAGCCAGGACAGGUGACCCCAGCUGACCAAAGGGAUAUUCCAGACCAUGGGACAUCGUGUUCAGUGAUGUCUGGGGGGCAGAAGGGGGAAGGAAGGGAUGUUUGGAGUGAUGGUGUUUUCUUCCCAAGCAGCCGUUGCACUUGCUCUGGUUGGCUGAGCACCUGCCUGCCCAUGGGAAGCAGUGAAUUAAUUCCUUGUUUUUCUUUGCUUGUGUGUGUGGCUUCUGCUUCCCCCAUGAAGCUGUCU
Messenger RNA from Melozone crissalis (California towhee), 3466 nucleotides. It is a transcript of the gene FLVCR1, whose product is annotated as FLVCR heme transporter 1. Gene Ontology annotation, molecular function: heme transmembrane transporter activity; heme binding. Gene Ontology annotation, biological process: mitochondrial transport; erythrocyte differentiation; transmembrane transport. Gene Ontology annotation, cellular component: mitochondrion; membrane. The coding region runs from base 1 to 1545 and encodes 514 amino acids. The transcript has 10 exons. The record is from RefSeq and is a predicted model, not a curated record. NCBI's taxonomy places the organism in Eukaryota, Metazoa, Chordata, Aves, Passeriformes, Passerellidae.